UAUAAUAUACAUUUUGAAACAAAAAAAAAAAUUUCAAUCUGUCAAAGUUUCAAUUUUUUCCCAACUUUUUAAAAAACAAAAUUCUAUUAAUUUUUUAUCAAGUCCCAAUAAAUAUUAGUUUUAAAAUAAUUAAAAUUUUUUUUUAAAUUCCAAAGAGUAUUAUUUUAAACAAUGUCGAUAAUAGAAAAAGAUUGCUAUUGCAAAAGUAAGGAUUCAAAAAAUUCAAUUCAAUUCACAAAGCUGGAACCUGCACUUUGCGAUGAAUUAAAAACAAUCGUAGAAGCUCUAAACGUUCAGGGAAAAGGUAUUUUAGCUGCCGACGAAUCACCUGCCAGUUUAGAGGAGAGAUUCCGAUUUUUAAAUUUGGAAAAUACUGAAAUUACUCGAAGAGAUUACAGGGAAAUGCUAUUUUCAUCUAAUGAGUCGUUACUUGGUCAAUAUAUAAGUGGAAUUUUAUUACAUCACGAAACAUUAUAUCAAAAAACGAAAGACGGUGUAGAAUUUAUCGAUUUAUUAUGUCAAAAAAAUAUAAUUCCUGGAAUAAAAGUUGACAAAGGUUUAGUGCCUUUAUUUGGAACUGAGGGAGAAAAUUUGACCCAAGGUUUAGAUGAUCUAAAAGAAAGAUGCAUUCAAUAUAAAAAUGAUGGAUGUCAUUUUACAAAAUGGAGAUGUGUUUUUACUAUUUCUGAUAAUUUACCAAGUCGUCUGUCAAUUGAAUCGAAUUGUCACGUACUCGCUAGAUACGCAACAAUUUGUCAAAGUGCCAGAUUGGUGCCCAUUGUUGAACCUGAAAUUUUGACUGUCGGUGAUCAUUCGAUAGAAAAAUGUCAACAAAUUCUAGAAGAAAUUUUGUCAACAUUAUUUUUUAUUUUUCAAAAAUAUCAUGUUUAUUUAGAAGGAAUUAUUCUCAAACCAGCAAUGGUUCUUCCAGGAAAUAAAUCCGAAAUUUGCAAUGCAGAGAUGGUUGCAAAAUGUACUGUCACAGCACUUUUAAGAACAGUUCCAUCUGCAGUUUCAACGAUAUUUUUUCUUAGCGGAGGCCAAAAGGAUUCUGAGGCUUAUUCAAAUCUCAAUGCCAUUAAUCUCUUUAAUGCUAAAAAACCAUGGACUCUCAGUUUCUGUUUUGGUCGAGCUCUUCAGAACGAGGCAAUGAAAGUUUGGAGUGGAGAGUGUAGAAACAUAUCAAUGGCUCAAAGUGCAUUUUUGGAGAAAGCAAAAUUGGCUUCACUAGCCUCUUUGGGAAAAUACAGUGAAAAUUAAAUUUUAAUUAAUAUAAAUAAUAAAAUUACUGAUUAUGAAUAUUUAUGAAUUUUUUUCAGAAGGGAUAUUUAUUACUCUUGUUUAAAAAAGUUUUAUUG
Leptopilina boulardi is the source of this 1358-nucleotide messenger RNA. Its product is annotated as fructose-bisphosphate aldolase-like. Gene Ontology annotation, molecular function: fructose-bisphosphate aldolase activity. NCBI's taxonomy places the organism in Eukaryota, Metazoa, Arthropoda, Insecta, Hymenoptera, Figitidae. Bases 172 to 1260 code for a protein of 362 amino acids. Gene Ontology annotation, cellular component: cytosol. Gene Ontology annotation, biological process: fructose 1,6-bisphosphate metabolic process; glycolytic process. The record is from RefSeq and is a predicted model, not a curated record. The transcript has 6 exons.